Molecule: messenger RNA, 891 nt
Organism: Anarrhichthys ocellatus (wolf-eel)
Lineage: Eukaryota; Metazoa; Chordata; Actinopteri; Perciformes; Anarhichadidae
Gene: stmn1b
Product: stathmin 1b
Exons: 5
Coding region: 90-533 (147 amino acids)
Biological process (GO): microtubule depolymerization; regulation of microtubule polymerization or depolymerization; neuron projection development
Cellular component (GO): cytoplasm; neuron projection
Molecular function (GO): tubulin binding
Source: RefSeq, a predicted model, not a curated record
UGUGAACAGAGAAGAAGGAGAAGAAGAAGAAGCUGCUGUUCACGCUGAGGCACUUGACGUGAUAUCAAAGAGGCGACAUUUCUGCUGACAUGGAAGGCUGUGGAGACAUCCAAGUGAAGGAGCUGAACAAGCGUGCUUCUGGUCACGCGUUUGAGGUCAUCCUGAGUCCCACAACCCCAGAUGCCAAGUGCAAAUCCCCGUUCCCAUUGUCCCCCCUGAAGAAAAAGCCAACUUCACUGGAUGAGAUUAAGAGGAAAUUGGAAACCGCAGAAGAGAGACGCAAGAGCCACGAGGCUGAGGUGCUGAAACACCUGGCGGAGCAACGAGAGCACGAGAAGGAGGUCAUCCAGAAGGCCAUAGAAGAAGACUACAACUUCAGCAAGAUGGCACAAGAGAAACUCAAUCAAAAGAUGGAGGCAAACAAAGAGAACCGCACUGCAAGGAUGGCAGCCCUCAAUGAGAAAUUCAAGGAGAAGGACAAGAAGCUGGACGAAGUGAGGAAGAACAAGGAGGCAAUGAAAGAAGACAGUUAAUUUGUUUAGGAUCUGGAAAACAGUCUUUACAUCUCCAAAAAUAAGCUUUAUUUUUUAAACUGACACUUCUAUCGUCAUGUUUGUUGUGUUAGUUCUGCUGUUGAAUAAAGUUGGUUACACAAUGUUAGAUCGGGUGUGGAUAUAGUCAGAUUUUACUUCACUUGUAGAUUUGUUAUUGGCAGCUGAUUAGUUAUUGUGGUACAAACUAUAUUUUUUUACAAAGAGGCAUUACUUUGUAACAAAUUCUUCCUUUAAUUCAUGCUGUUGAAAUGAACAUGUUUUGUAUGGUUGAUGAUGUUGCAUGUUAAUAUUACUGUAUGAUACACAGGUUCAACCAUUAAACUAUAUUCCCAAAUUA